CCCACCUCUGUACUUUACGGCGCCGAUUGGGGUGCAACCGAUGUCUCUGUUGAGGCGGCCGAUGAGAAAUCACAGCAGGAGCUCGAGGACGAUUUCGAUAAUUUCACCAUCACUAAAGCAGAUGACUUGGCGCAGCCAUUGGUGGAUGCGAAUAUUCCGUUCAAGAUCCAUAUAGUGAAGGAUCAUGAUAUGAAGGAGAGGUUGUGUUUGGAAGUGGAGAGGCUUGGGUUGAGUGCAGUGAUCAUGGGAAGCCGGGGGUUUGGGGCAUCAAGGAGGAGCACGAACGGGAGGCUUGGGAGUGUGAGUGAUUACUGUGUGCAGCGCUGCAUGUGCCCAAUUUUGGUGGUGAGGUAUCCCGAUGAGAAAGACGGGGGCUUUUCUAAUGCUGUUGGCGUUGGCAAUGGGGGUUCGGCUAAGGCGGCCGAUAAGGAUGAUUUAAGUCUGCAUCCAGUGCCCGAGGAGGAGCCGGAGUACCAUGACGCUCCAGACAAAUCUACAGGGUGGAGUAGGCGUGAAGGAACUUGGGUUAUAGGGUUAUGGAUCAAGAGGUAUAGGUAUUAGCUUAAAAUUGAAAGC
Molecule: messenger RNA, 576 nt
Organism: Olea europaea var. sylvestris
Lineage: Eukaryota; Viridiplantae; Streptophyta; Magnoliopsida; Lamiales; Oleaceae
Product: universal stress protein PHOS32-like
Exons: 2
Source: RefSeq, a predicted model, not a curated record